Molecule: messenger RNA, 213 nt
Organism: Strongylus vulgaris
Lineage: Eukaryota; Metazoa; Nematoda; Chromadorea; Rhabditida; Strongylidae
Source: the annotation of a GenBank genome assembly
AUGUGGGAGCAUACCCUUAUCAAAAAGGCUAUGGCUACGGUCCGAAGAAUGGUUAUGGAUAUUGGAGAGGACCUGGAGGCAGAUGGUACGGCCAUCACGGAUACGGCGGAUGGGGACACCAUCACGGCGGAUACGGCCAUUGGCACAGAUAUGGAUGUUGUGGUCGAUGGUGGCGACGUUAAACCUGCCCUUCUGUUUCUUUUCAACCUUUAA